Messenger RNA from Quercus robur (English oak), 3033 nucleotides. RefSeq names its product putative pentatricopeptide repeat-containing protein At1g12700, mitochondrial. The transcript has 4 exons. The coding region runs from base 286 to 2181 and encodes 631 amino acids. Gene Ontology annotation, molecular function: protein binding. The record is from RefSeq and is a predicted model, not a curated record. NCBI's taxonomy places the organism in Eukaryota, Viridiplantae, Streptophyta, Magnoliopsida, Fagales, Fagaceae.
UAUAGAACACUUCCUUCUUCUCCAUAUCUCUCUCCAACUCGAGACGGCGCCGUUCUCUGCCACAAAAUGCUAGCUUUCCAACUCGAUUUUGGACAAAAGGACAACCUUUUGCAUUGUCUGUGGUUGGAGUUGGAGAUGGUCUUAGAAUAAAUUACAUAGUCAUUUGAUAACCCAGAAGCCACCAAGCCAUGGUUUUUUUGAGAGACCAGAAGAGAAAACUGAAAGUGAAGAAGAAUAAGAACAACAACAACAACAUCAACAACAGCAGAAGUAGUUUUAUGUAAUAUGAUGUUCUUGUUGGUACACAAAACUGCUUUUGCUUCUGCUUCUGUGUUUCAAAGCGGUAUUACUCGCAAACCCAUUAACCUUUUUUCUUUGUUCAAGAAUUAUGCUUUAGCUUUUGCUUCAAUGUCUUCCUUUCACUCCCAGACUUGUUCUUCUUCUACUACUGGUACUUAUACUGAUACUAUUUGGAAAAGUAGGAUAGAGAAAAAAAAGAGAAGGUAUGCUCAAACCCAGUUCUUGAAUUUUGUGAGGGAACAAUGUAAGUAUAAUUGGCUGACUAAUUUUGAUGAUGCCGUUAGCAUAUUCAAUCAGUUGCUUCAAAUGGGUUCCCGGCCGUCUAUUGUGGAUUUCAAUCAGAUUUUAGGCAAAAUUGCACAAAUGAAACGUUAUUCGACUGUUACUUGUUUAUUUAGGCAAAUGGGUAUGUUUGGAAUUGUGCCUGAUGUUUGUACUUUGAAUAUUUUGACCAAUUGUUAUUGCAAUUUGAAUAGGCCAGAUUUCGGGUUUUCGUUGUUGGGUAAAAUGUUGAAACUUGGGUACGAGCCGGGUUGUAGGAGUUUCACGGUUUUGAUUAAUGGGUUUUGUAUUGAUGGUAAAAUAGUGAGAGCAGUGGAGUUGUUUAAUGCAAUGGUGGAGAGAGGGUAUUGGCCUGAUGUGGUUACUUAUGGCUCAAUGAUAAAUGGGUUGUGCAAAGUGGGGGAUACAAGUGCGGCUAUUGGUAUGCUUAGGAAGAUGGAAGAAGGAGGCUUUAAGCCUGAUAGAGUUGUGUAUAGUGUUAUUGUUGACCAGCUGUGCAAGGAUGGGCUACUGAUUGAGGGUUUGAGUCUAUUGUCAGAAAUGAUUGGUAAAGGCAUUUCCAUGGAUGUUGUCUCUUAUAAUUCUUUGAUUCAUGGGCUACUCAAUUCAUGUCAGUGGGAGGAAGUAUCAGGUUUUUUGAAGGAAGUGAAUCAUGGGGAAGUUGUACAUGAUUUACAAACUGUUUGUAUGUUGACUGAUAUGCUAUGUGCAGAAGGAUUGAUCACUGAACCAAAAUGUGUGAUUGAAUUUCUGAUUCAAAGAGGUGUGGAGCCUGAUGUAGUUACUUACAGUAUACUCAUGGAUGGGUACUGUAUGCGGGAACAGAUGGACGAGGCAAGAAAGGUAUUUGAUUUGAUGUUUGAGAGGGCUUGUUAUCCUGAUGCUUGGUGCUAUAACAUCUUGAUCAAAGGUUAUUGCAGGUGUAAAAGAAUUGAUGAGGCCGUGAGUCUUAUUGAAGAAAUGGAUGAUAAGAGGGUGGUUCCUGAUACUGUUACUUACAACACUCUUAUUGAUGGCAUGUGUUCCCUUGGGAGGCUUAAAGCUGCGCAAGAGGUUCUUAAUGAGAUGCAAACUCAUGGACAACUUCCAGAUAUCUUUACUUACUCUACGUUGUUGGAUUCGCUAUGCAAAAACCAAAAUUUUGAUGAGGCGAUGAAAAUUUUUGAAGAAAUGGAAACUCAUAGAAUGGAUACUGACAUUGUGAUUUACAGCAUCAUUAUUGAUGGUAUGUGCAGAGCUGGGAAACUCAAACUUGCAAGGGAAAUAUUUUCUAGUCUCCCUGAAAAAGGAUUACAACCUAAUGUUAGGACAUAUACUACAAUGAUAGAUGGACUUUGUAAUGAAGGGUUAUUGGAUGAAGCAAGUGAGUUACUUAAAAGUAUGGAUGAGACUCGAUGCUUUCCGAAUGAUUGCACUUAUAAUACAAUUAUUAGAGGAUUUCUAAGAAAAAAUGAUACAUCAAGGGCUAUAGAACUUCUUCAUGUGAUGGCUGAGAGGGGAUUUUCGGCAGAUUCUUACACUAAAAGCAUGUUAGUAGAUUUGCUGUCUGCUGAUGGGCUACACCCUUCUUCUCGUGAAAGAAUUCAGAAUUAUGUGUGAAGGUUAUUCCAGGUAUUCAACGUGAAGUGAAGAUUCCACAAUGAAAUCCAACAAAGGCAGCAAUCUUUUUGGACAAACAUUAACCUUAUUUACCUGGGCUUGGAUGUGCAACAAAAACAGAGAAGUCCCACUCUUCUCUUUGGUAGAUUGUUCAGGAAAGAACAUAAUGGUGAGAAAUUAAUAUGGUCUUAUUAUGUGGGCAGUAAGAGGAUAUAAUGGCAUGCUAUUUCUGUGGAAGAGCAUUUGACAGACAAAAGUUUCAAGGAAUGCUGCCUUAGGAAGCAGCUUAAGCAAAAGGAGUCCUCAAAGCUUUAUUCAGCAGUCCUUGAAGAAAGAAGAGCCAAAGUUCCUUCAAGACACCCAUAUUCACUAGUUCAAAUUAGUCUCACUUUUUUGGCACAUCAAAGAAUAUAGCAACUUCAACCAUGUCCUGCUAUGACCUGUCACACUUCAUCUUUGGUAUCAUCAACAACAGAUGAAACCUCACUCAUGACCAUGGCCUGUCCUUCACAAGAGAUAACUGGAACUUAGGAGACCCAGGGCUGAUUUUGGUUCCUCUCAUGAUUAUGACUCGGGAUCAUGGUUCAUUAUUUAAGGCAUUGGGUUUACAGCUGCUUAUCCCUUUUUCAUGGUUUUGUACCAUUUUUUCCAAGAUGUUCAUAUUAUAUAGCUCAUUGUAGUGUGUAUGAGAAAUGUUUUGCACUAUACUAUACUUGUAACCAGAAAUGAUCUGCUUUAUGCUUGUAACCAUGUUCAAGAAGAUUUAAAUUCAUUGCCAAUUUAUUUUCAAGCCAAAUUAAGAACAAGUUAUACAAAAGUUAAUACCAAGCAGCAAAUGAUCUUAGUUGAUUU